AUGCUCCAUACUGCGCGCCGUGAGGGCGGGAGGGCGAGGGAAGCCCCAGACCAUAGACAUAGACGAGCGCUUGCGAUCUUCGGCUUCUCCCCCUCGCAGCUACUCGAGCGCCUAUCCCUCAUCGACCCGCCGACUCCGUCCCAUCGCCCCACCCCAAGAAAGCACAUGUGCAACUUCCUCCUCUCCCGCUCGCCGUACCGCGACUGCCUACUCCUCUCCCACUCGCUCCACUUCCAAACUUCCGAGCUCCUCUCCCGCUGCCCGCGCGCACAGAGGCACGGCUGGGAAUACUGCGGGUCUGUGAAGCGGGUCGAGGUGGUGGGGAGGACGCUAGCGGGGGGAUGCGAGGAUUGUGAGAGGAAGAAGGGGCAGGCAGGCAGCGCGGGACAGAGACCGACUCUGACUGACUCAGACUUCGAACAGGAAGACUUUAUGAAGAGCCUUACGACCUACAUCACGCAAACACUAUUCUCUCCCUCGAGCACGCCCUGCGAGAGUGUCUAUGAUCAUCCUUGCCUGCUUGCGAUACAGCAACCAUAA
Messenger RNA from Dacryopinax primogenitus, 540 nucleotides. RefSeq lists its product as uncharacterized. Lineage: Eukaryota; Fungi; Basidiomycota; Dacrymycetes; Dacrymycetales; Dacrymycetaceae. The transcript is spliced from 3 exons. The coding region runs from base 1 to 540 and encodes 179 amino acids. The record is from RefSeq and is a predicted model, not a curated record.